Messenger RNA from Morchella sextelata, 1872 nucleotides. RefSeq lists its product as uncharacterized. The record is from RefSeq and is a predicted model, not a curated record. Lineage: Eukaryota; Fungi; Ascomycota; Pezizomycetes; Pezizales; Morchellaceae. The transcript is spliced from 2 exons. Bases 1 to 1872 code for a protein of 623 amino acids. Gene Ontology annotation, molecular function: protein binding.
AUGGUUAAACAACUUGCUCGCCAAAAGAGAGUUAUACCAAGCGGCCUCAGACAAUUUUAUAGAGCGUAUCAUCGCGAUGCAAGAUUUCCAACCGAAGAGAAGCUUGAAGCUCAGUUUUUGGAUAUAUCAAAAACCUUCGAUCAAGUAUUUCUUAUCAUGGAUGCAAUGGACGAAUUUGAGGACCGAAAAGAAUUCCUCUCCAUGAUUACAAGGUUUGCCAGGGACUCUUCUAUAAAAUUUAAGGUCUUUGUGACGAGUCGCAAGGAGGGGGACAUUGAAAACGCUUUCACUCGAUAUGGUUUCCCUGUAAUCCAGAUUAAGGUAAAAAGGGUUGACGCCGAUAUCGCCACCUUUGUUCGUUAUGAGGUCGAAAAACGAAUCAAAGAAAUGAGAAGGGGCAUCAUUGAUCAAGGACUCCAGAAAAGAAUCAUAGAUACCCUAACAUCUAAGUCGGGUGGGAUGUUUUUAUGGGUUAAAUACCAAUUGGAUUAUAUUUACGAGCAACCAACGGCCAGAGAUAUUGUCACAGCCCUGAGCACACUGCCGGUUGACAUGGACGCAACGUACACCCGAAUUUUAAGAAGAAUCGACAAACAGGUUCCGGCCAAGCGCGAGAUAGCCCGACAGGCUUUGAUAUGGGUAAUUUGCGCUAAAAGACCACUGAGGCAUGAAGAACUAGCAAUCGCAAUUUCUAUCAAACCCGAAACAACAACGCACAGAGACUUGGAUCAGGUAGACGAUAAAGAAAUACUUCUCGAAGCCUGCUGUAAUCUACUUGUUUUUGAGGGCGGUUGGUUUCGGCCUUUUCAUUACACGGUCCAAGAAUUCCUCACUCCCAUCGACUCAAAGUUAACUGAUAGCGUUGAUUUGACCAUUCUCCAAAAAUACCAAAUUACCAUAAAUCACCACGCAAAUCUGGCAGAAAUUUGCCUCCAAUAUCUGUUGUUACCGGAAUUGGGCCAGGGACAGGCUUGGUUUGACUUGCGAGGAUGUUUUCCACUGUUACGAUAUGCAGCAGCUUUUUGGUAUCAGCAUGUCAAUGGCCUCCCUGAAUUAUCAGAGUCCUUGGCUCAUUUAAUUGACACGUUUCUCGAUGGUAACCAUGAAGAAAAUCUUCUCGCGGCUUUUCGGGUAGAGGGGGAGGAAUUUUACUGGACCGAGUCUAUCAACUCGUUGAAUUAUUGCUUAUCAUUCAAUAUCCUCCACCUCUUCGAAAGAUCUCAUCGAUUCGAGACUUCAAUCGCCAACCAGGAGAAAUACAAAGAAGCCUUACACUACGCUGUCUACGGAGGAUUAAUAUCAGUGGUCGAAUUUCUUGUGAAGAGAGGGUUCUCAAUCAAUUCUUACGACAAUAGAAACCAUACUCCACUUUAUAUCGCUGCUUUAGCUGGGAACAAGGAGACAUUAAUGUUUCUGUUAGAAAAGGGGGCAGAUAUUAAUAUGGAGUGUGCGGAAGGCAACAGCGCCUUAGGAAUGGCUGCCUAUUAUGGUCAUUUAGAGGUCGUACGCAUACUCCUCAACGCGCGAGCUGAUGUCAACGCUCAGGGUGGAAUGUUGGUCGAUGCCCUGUACGCAUCUGCAGGUCAAGGGCACCAGGAGACCGUACAGAUGCUCUUAGAUCGAGGGGCUAAUGUCAACGCUCAGGGUGGGUACUAUGGCAAUGCUCUGCAAGUAGCUGUAGUUGAAGGACACAAGGAGACCGUACAGAUGCUCUUGGAUCGAGGGGUUGAUGUCAACGCUCAGGGUGGAAAGUACGACAAUGCACUGCAAGCAGCGCGUUCCAAGAACCGUCGAUAUGUUCUUAAGUUGCUUGUGAAAGCCGGGGCCCGCGAAGAUAACUCGGAAAACAACGAUCUACAAAACACUAAAUGA